ACACCGCAGUGGUCCUGGCAGCAUCCGCACUGAGCCAAAGACUUCGCGCCCUGACCCGGAGGAGCUAACCGCCGCUUGGUGUAUUUGUGCUCGAUCGGAGCGCAAUCCAUCGCUGGCCAGCAAUUGAAUCAUAGCUACACCGCUGGUCAUAUCUUUUGUUACCACGCAGCAGAUACAUUUUGUCAAGCUGCUUUUCGUAUCCUUCACUUCCCUGAGCUGUUUGUUGUUAGCACUAACUGCCGCAGUCUGACGGUAUUCGAGCUCUCUUCGUGUUUAACCGCACUGCGAAAAUUGCUGCGGUAUCGAAGAAAGCCAAAAUGGUGUUUGGAAGGAUCAGAACCGGGCCCGUGGGCCUUGUGGUUCUCGCGACGCUGGCUGGAUUGGCCAUCGUUGCGAUUGCCUCUGCCUCGUCGGUCGUACAAAAUGUGGAGGCCUCAGUGGCCCAAACAGGACGCGUUCUCGCACGCCAAAAUGAAAGAGUCACCCGGGAACUGGCGGAUCCGAAAGGCCGUUUAGAAGAGCGGGAUGAGGAGCUGGAAACUAACGCAGAAGAUCCUGAGGACGAACAGAAUGACCCGACCGAACAUGAGGACAACGAUGCGAAAGACGACACGGCCAACGCGAAAGUUGUCAACGAUGAGGUUGACAGUCCCGAAACAGACGAGACAGACCCGACCGGAGAGGACACAAAGAACGAAGUCAACGAAAAUGACAGUCAGGAUGAAGCGGAAAGCGAGGUGGGAGAGCAAGGGACCAAACAGGCGCAAGCGCACAUCAAAGAGAAGGAAGAACAAAAGAAACAUGAAGAGCAGGAGGAAAAGAAGGAAGCGGAGGAGAAGCAGAGGGAAGCAGAGGACAAACAAAAGGAAGAAGAGGAGAAGAAAAAGGAAGAAGAUGAGAAAAAGCAGCACGAGAAGAAAGAGAAGGCAGCAGAGAAGAAGACGAAGGAGGCGGAGAAGAAGCAGGAGGAAAACGAACAAGUGAAGCAGAAGGCAGAGGAGGAGAAGCGGAAGAAAGAAGACACAGAACAGAAGAAGAAAGAGGAGAAGCAGGAGGAGGGAGGCGACGGGAAACAGCAGGCGGAAGGUGAGGAGAAAUAUGAAAAGCAACAAAAGGAAAAAGAGAAGAAGCAUAAGGACGAAGAGGAGAAACGGGAAGAGGAAGACGGGAAGCAACAGAGGGAGGACGAAGAAAAGAAACAGAAGGAAGAAGAGAAGAAGCACAAAGAAGUAGAGGAGGAGCAGGAGAAAGAAGAGGCGAAACGGAAGGAAGAAGAGGCAAAGAAGAAGGAAGCGGAGGGGAAGCAGGAGAAACAGAAGGAAACAGACGAGGAGCAGGAGGAGGCAGAAGAGCAGAGGGAAGAUGACGAGGAGACGGAGGAUGAGAGGGAGGACAAGGGGGAGGACGCGGAAGAGAAGACGAAGUUUCCGUCCGGCCAUAUAAUAUCAACGAGACCACUACCGGUGACCCACAGGACCCGGACACCUUCCUCUCAAUGGCGGCCAGUAUCCUCUUCUGUGUCGUCCAGCCACCCUAUCCACAGCUCCCACCCGGUCCAAACCAGCUACCCCCUCCAUCUCUCCCCCCCGGUCCAUCCCAGGCAUUCAGUCUAUCCUAGCAGCUCGUGGUAUCCCAGCAGCUCUUGGCACUAUGCGAGAAGGCCAGUAACUACCAUCUCUCAUACAACUGGCGCGCCACUCCAGCAAGUAACAAACAAUCAAGUUCUACCUACCACGUCGUUGCCCUGGUACCCUGUGUCCCACAGCAUCCCAGUGGUGACAACAAGGGCUCCGCAUUCGACAGGGCACUUUGGCGUUCCGGCAGCGCAUUCUUAUUUCCGUGGAUCGUCAGCACCGACCUACGCCGGACACCGAAUAUUAAAGAGAGGUGAUGGGGAAGAGGACUCAGAGGCGGAAACUGCGGAAGAAGACGAGAGUGAUGUACGGGAUAAUGAAGAGGCUGAACUGAAAGAAGCACUCGAAGCAACGGGAGAAGAAGGUAAAGGUGUUGUAGACCAGCUGCGGGAGACGAAGCCUGCUGAGGAGGCGGAGGAGCAUUUGGAAGAAACGAAGGAGACAGCAGACAAAGCAGCCAGUGAUGGCAAGUCACGACUGAAAGAAGCAGUCGACGCAGCCGGAGAAAAAACGGAAGACGUUGUAGACCAAAUACGGAAUUCGAAACCUGCUGAGGAGGCAGAAGAAUUUCUAGAGAAGACAAACAAGACAGCACACGACGCAGCCGGGGAGGGGAAGUCACUGGUGGAAAAAGCACGAGAAAAACUACUCGCGAUCAAGGAAGUAAUUUCUGAAAAGCUCAAGGAUAUUCGCGCUCGCCUGCAGGCUCGCGGCACUCAGGUGAAAGAUUAUUUGAAAGACACUCGUCCACCGGUCACUGAGAGCGCUGAAAAUAUCCGAGACACUGCUACAGACCUUGUCGACCAGUUGAAGGAUUCGUUGUCUGACUACUUCGGCAGCGAGUAAAGAGUGUCGUGAUGUGGUAUUUUUGGUUUCCUUGAUUCUUUGUUUAUCGAAGUGGUGGUCGUAUUGCCUGUCGGACGGCGUAACAACGCAUUUGAAGCCAACAGAAGGCAGCGGCAAGUGGGAUACGUGAAACACCUGUUCAGAAACCGGAGUCACAGCUAUUUAAGAUAAUGUGUGCGUCAU
Toxoplasma gondii ME49 is the source of this 2663-nucleotide messenger RNA. RefSeq lists its product as hypothetical. The coding region runs from base 318 to 2480 and encodes 720 amino acids. NCBI's taxonomy places the organism in Eukaryota, Apicomplexa, Conoidasida, Eucoccidiorida, Sarcocystidae. The record is from RefSeq and is a predicted model, not a curated record. The transcript has a single exon.